Messenger RNA from Biomphalaria glabrata, 3470 nucleotides. RefSeq names its product multiple epidermal growth factor-like domains protein 10. The transcript has 29 exons. The record is from RefSeq and is a predicted model, not a curated record. Gene Ontology annotation, molecular function: scavenger receptor activity. NCBI's taxonomy places the organism in Eukaryota, Metazoa, Mollusca, Gastropoda, Planorbidae. The coding region runs from base 1 to 3069 and encodes 1022 amino acids.
AUGCUUCUCCCCCAAGAAACUUAUGGGAAAACUUUCGUCAUUCCGGAACUUUGUGUGGGCAGAAAACACUUGGGCUGUUACUUCUUAACGGCGGGGGAAAACAACUCGAAAGUCUUCAUUCACGAGGCGGAGGACGUGGUGUUGAUAAAUCUCCGGCAUGCCGGAAAAUCAGAACAGCGCAAAUACCAGGGAGCCACUUACAUCAACAGCACUAAUGGGAUUCAAGUGGCGAUCAUUUGGCACUCCCAGUGUGCCGGACGUGAAAAAAACAUCUCUAUCGUUUUGGGAGAUGUGGCUCUGUCCAUAAUCAUCCCCAUGCCUCUGUACUACUAUUCCUACUUUUGGAAAGUGAUAGACUCCAACAGACCAGGGGGUGUGUUUUAUCACUAUUAUACAACAAUAUUUAACCAGGCGAGUGUACCGAAUCUAAAAGGUGAACAUAGACUUAGUUCCCAAAUAUCUACUUCAAAUAUACCAGGUCUGCCAGAUUGGAAAUUUGGCAACUACAUUGUGAAUAUCAUGGGCUUUGAUAACAGGGCUUUGCAACUGUUUGCAUCAGAUAAACGACCUUUUGGUUGCUAUGUCUACGGAGUGGCUUACCAAGAGGCAUUUUUACGUCCUGCAGGAUUCAUAUCGAGUCCUAUUAAUAAAUGCACCAGGUUGAUGGUUUCCAUGGAACCAGGAGAUCUCAUUGACAAUGAUUGUGAUGGUCGCGUUGAUGAGGAAGUUGCAAAUGAAAGAGAUGAUGAUCAUGACGCUCAUGUGGAUGAAGAUUUGAUGUUCCUGACAGAGGCAGAGUUAACAAAGUUACUUCUAGAGGAAGAGAGAAGAGAGAAAGAAUUGGGCAUAGUUCACGGGGGAUGGGGGGAGUGGAGCAUGUGGCAAUGUACAGCAAACUGCCCCAGUCCCAUCAAGAUUAGAACGAGACUAUGUGACAGCCCGACACCAAACAACGGAGGGAGACAGUGUGCAGGAGACGCCAGUGAGUCUCAGGAUAGUGAUUGUUACAGGAAACAAAUUUGCCCUGAAGAUUGUGAUGACUACCGGUGGGACAUUGAUUGUGUCGGCACGUGUACCAUGUGCACAUCGCCUUGUGACAAGAGAACUGGUGUUUGUGAUUCUUGCAAGCAAGGUUUCAAGUCAUCUAGUACUGGAUGCAACGUACCAUGUGGAUUUAACGAGUUUGGAUUUAAUUGUGAAGGCAAUUGUACGUACAAGUGUGGCGACGAUUGCUAUGAGAGAAUCAAUGGAGACUGUCCAAUUCACGGUGUCUGGGCACAAUGGACCGAAUGGGGCUGUACAGAGAAUUGUAAAGAUACAAGACAAAUAAGAAACAGAAAAUGCGACAAUCCAGCACCAAGCCAUGGUGGCGACUUCUGCCUAGGUCUAGACACCGACUACAGAGCUUACACAUGUUUCUCAAAAAUUACAUGUCAAGAAGAUUGUCCUCCUUUUCGCUGGGAAUUGAACUGCUCAGCGAGCUGCGAGAACUGUAUUGAUGACUGUAACAAAUUUACAGGCUCCUGUUCAAGGUGUAAGAAAGGUUUCAAACUGCCGCUCUCUGCUUGUUUAAUCAUCUGUUCGCCCAAUGAAUACGGAGAGAAUUGUGAAGGGAAUUGUCUCACCAAAUGUGGGGAGAACUGCUACGAUGGAGUGGAGGGGAUAUGCUCAGUUCAUGGUGGAUGGACAGACUGGGAGAACUGGCAAUGUACUAGCACUUGCAAAGUGUCUGAGGAAAUUCGAAAAAGAAGUUGUACAAAACCCAGACCAGAGCACGGAGGUCGCAACUGCAUCGGAACUGACACGGAAAUGCGAAACGCCACAUGUUAUAAGGGAGUCAUUUGUUCGGAAGAUUGCCCACCUUACACCUGGGAUUUGAACUGUGUGAGGAGCUGCAAUAACUGCAUUGACGAUUGUAACAAAAUGAACGGUUCCUGCUCCUCUUGUACAAAAGGUUUUAAGUUUCCAGAAGCUGGUUGUAUCGAAGCUUGUGGAAAGUUUCAAUUCGGAGAAAACUGCGCAGGAGACUGCACAAAGAAAUGUGGAGAAGAUUGUUUGGAGCGAAAGACGGGCACUUGCCCUAUUCACGGUAACUGGGGCUUAUGGACAGAGUGGACAUGCGCUGAGUGUCCAGACAACAUAUUACUGAGGUCAAGAAAGUGUGACAACCCAGCGCCAAACGAAGGCGGCUAUCCGUGCAAGGGAACGGGCAAUGAAACGAAACUCUCCACGUGUUAUCGGAAUAUCAUCUAUUGCUAUGACGAAUGUCCAUAUAAAACUUGGUCUUUGAAUUGCUCAAAGACUUGUCCGCAUUGUGCUGACGACUGCAACAAGCGCACUGGCACAUGCUCUGGCUGUUUGUCUGGGUUUAAACAACCAGACUUGGGAUGCACAAAAGAAUGUGAGGUUGGAGAGUACGGGACAAAUUGUCUUGGCAACUGCACAAUGAAAUGUGGGGAAGACUGCCAGGACAGGAUCACUGGGAGAUGUCCAGUUUAUGGGACAUGGAUGGACUGGGCGGAAUGGCACUGCACUCGGAAUUGCAGCGAAACACGACUUAUAAGAUACAGGAGGUGCAAGCCAAACGAAAGUCAAAGCUUGUCAAUGCCGGUCAGAUGUAAGGGAGAAAAUGUUGAAAUGAUGAAGUCAACCUGUUAUGUCACUUUGACAUGCCCACUUGAUUGUCCAGACUUUCACUGGGGCAUCAAGUGCAGGGCUUGCCCCCAUUGUAAGUACGACUGCGACAAAUUCAACGCUUCAUGCCGGAAGUGCCUCCCAGGGUUUCAAUCUCCGGAAACCGGAUGUCAAAGAGAAUGUGAUGAAUUGUUUUACGGUCAGGAUUGUUUAGAAAGCUGCCAAACUAAAUGUAAAAGUGACUGUGUCGAUAGAGUUAAAGGUGUCUGUCCUGCCAACCAAGACCACCUUUGGAGUCUACUCGUUCUGAUUUUGCCUUUUCUGAUCUUUUGCUCAGUCUGUAAAAGUGACAGGAAGUUAAGUUACGACAAAGAUAGUCAAGAAGCGGAGGACACGAAAUUUUCAACAGGCCAUACAGACACUUCCGAGUUGUAAACCCACCGGCUGUACAUGCAGAUCACGGUCAAGGUCGAAAGAGUUUGAGAAAAUAUUUUGUUGCCUGCAAAAAGACGAAUCAUUUUAUUUCAAAUAAUGUACAUUUCUUUUCUUUUCUUUUCUUUGCUGUUCGCUGUUCAUUUGAAGUUAUGAAAAUAAACACAAAGGUUAUAUAAGAAAAGUAUUCGAAAAUUUAUUUCGCACUUUUGUUUAUGAUCGUCAAUACUGAAUGUUAUAAUUUUAACUGCACCAUUUCCUCUUCAUUGAAUACACUUGUAAUUGUCAUAGAAAAUGUAGAUCUUAGAUAUGUUUCAUACCUUACAGCUCAGUCACCUCUCUGACGAUUGAAUGAGUAACACAUGGGGCUCCUGUAUAAAAAGUGUGGUAGUUGCUGGCGUAUA